GAGCCGAAACAAAGAUCAGUUGAUCGGAGACGGUCGAAGCGUACGAUCAUGGUGACGGUAGCCGGGAGAAGUGUUGUAACUGUUUUAGUUUUGAUUGUGAUUGUGGGUUUUGUUUCUACUAGAAGACCUCUCGGAAUCAAGGAGGCGCUGGCGAUCCUAAGACGACACCCGCCCUGGAAUUUUGACUGGUGGAAAACGGCAUCUUUUUACCAAAUUUAUCCUCGAUCGUUCAAGGACAGUGAUGGCGACGGAAUUGGUGAUCUUCGCGGCAUCAAACAAAGCUUACCGUAUCUGCGUGAGCUGGGGAUUCAAGGAUUUUGGAUGUCACCGAUAUUCAAAUCACCGAUGGCAGACUUUGGAUAUGACAUCUCCGAUUAUUACGACAUUCAACCGGAAUACGGAACUCUUUCUGAUUUUGAUUCCUUAGUUGCAGAAGCAAAAAAGUUAGGCUUGAAGGUGAUUCUGGACUUUGUUCCCAAUCAUUCGAGUGAUGAAAACGAAUGGUUCCGUAAAUCUGAAAAUCGUGAACAGGGAUUCGAAGAUUUCUAUGUGUGGCAUCCGGGUAAAGUGAACCCGGCAGAUCCGUCGAAACCGCUACCACCGAAUAACUGGGUCAGUAUUUUUCGUGGGAGCGCUUGGCAGUGGAGUGACAAGCGCAAGGAGUAUUAUCUGCAUCAGUUUGCUGUCAAGCAGCCUGAUCUGAACUACCGAAAUCCUCGUGUUGUCGAACAGAUGAAGGAUGUUAUGCGAUUCUGGUUGAAGCGAGGCGUUGACGGUUAUCGCAUCGAUGCGGUGCCUAUGCUGUUUGAGGUCGAAAAAGAUGCCGAAGGCAAUUAUCCGGAUGAACCGCUGAGUGGUAAUACCAAUGAUCCUAACGAUCCGGGCUAUACGAUUCACAUUUUCACGCAGGACCAGAACGAAACACUUGAUAUGGUUUAUCAGUGGCGUAAAGUGUUGAAUCAGUUCCAGAUGGAGAACGGAGGAGAUGCGCGAAUUAUGAUGACGGAGGCAUACACGAACAUUGAGACUCUUAUGAGAUACUACGGCAAUGAAACGAACGAUGGAUCACACAUUCCCUUUAAUUUUGGCUUCAUUACCGAUUUGGGGAAAGAUUCUUCGGCGCAGGAUUUCGAAAAUACGAUCAAUCGCUGGAUGAAUAACAUGCCGAACAGGGAUGGCGUGGUUCCUAAUUGGGUGAUGGGAAACCACGACCAGUAUCGUGUGGCAAGCAGAUUCGGCGUGGAGAAAAUAGAUGUCAUGAAUAUGAUUCUGCUAUCUUUGCCGGGUGUCAGCAUCACAUACAAUGGUGAGGAAAUUGGUAUGACCGACGUUUGGAUCUCGUACAACGAUACCGUCGAUCCGGCCGCUUGUAAUGCCGGACCAGAUAGGUACCAAUACACGACACGCGAUCCGGAAAGAACACCCUUCCAGUGGGACGACAGUAAGGAUGCGGGAUUUUCGAUAGCCAACAAGACCUGGCUUCCGGUAUCUCCAACGUACAAGGACGUUAAUGUUGAACUGCAGCAGGUAUCGAACAGAAGUCAUCUGGCAAUUUACAGGAAGCUGAUGAACAUGCGAAAAAGCCCAACGUGGCGAAAGGGUUUGCUGAAAACAACAGUCAGCGGGAAUGUGUUAGUUAUCGUUCGAGAACUUGAUCAAUUCGAAACUUUGAUUACACUAGCAAACAUUGGCGGAAUGUCACAGACUGUAGAUCUUUCUAAUAUGGGCAAUCAUCCGCUGGAUAAGUUUGGUUUCUACCGAGUGGUGUCCCUGAAUUCGACGCAUCAAGAAGGAGAGCUCGUGGCUACCAACAAUGUGCCCCUCGGUCCCUUUGAAUCGGUAGUGAUUAGUGCAAAGAGUCAAUAUAAUUAUUACGAAGUCUUAAACUACCGUAAUAACAUUUGAGUACAAGAGUAUGUUAGGAACUAUUUUGAAUUAUAUUCAAAACUACGUUUCAUUUCUAUUGAGAUGUGGAGAUAAAUUUGAUAGCUAUUAAAGCAAGAAAACUGAAAGAUGGUAAAUAUUACUCAGUUUGUAUACAUAACUCGAUCAAUAAAAUUAAAAUAUUACAAAAAA
Messenger RNA from Wyeomyia smithii (pitcher-plant mosquito), 2076 nucleotides. RefSeq names its product maltase A1-like. Lineage: Eukaryota; Metazoa; Arthropoda; Insecta; Diptera; Culicidae. Gene Ontology annotation, biological process: carbohydrate metabolic process. The coding region runs from base 49 to 1905 and encodes 618 amino acids. The transcript is spliced from 4 exons. The record is from RefSeq and is a predicted model, not a curated record.